AUGCAUAUUACAGCACUAGGAACAACUCUUCACAUAACUAUUCCAAUGGCAGGAGUCGCCGGUGUGAUCAUUACAACCCCACAAGUGCUGGCAUUAGAAUCCCCCAGAAAGUUACAAUCCGUCAAAUUCUCGUUGCUAAACAAUCCAUGGAAGAGGUGCACCAAAUUUGGAUGGGGUAGGAUGUACGUCCAUCCAGUGGCCGCAACACCAGAGGGCAUUUCGGAGAAGGUGGCAGAGAGCGUGAAGAAAGCCGAGGAAGCCUGUUCCGAAAACCCCGUCGCGGGCGAGUGCGCAGCGGCGUGGGACGAGGUGGAGGAGCUGAGCGCAGCGGCCAGCCAUGCCAGGGACAAAAAGAAAGACUCCGACCCCUUGGAAGAUUACUGCAAGGAGAACCCGGAGACUGAUGAGUGCCGCACUUACGAUAAUUGA
Molecule: messenger RNA, 429 nt
Organism: Fraxinus pennsylvanica
Lineage: Eukaryota; Viridiplantae; Streptophyta; Magnoliopsida; Lamiales; Oleaceae
Source: the annotation of a GenBank genome assembly